Perognathus longimembris pacificus (Pacific pocket mouse) is the source of this 4290-nucleotide messenger RNA. RefSeq names its product sphingosine-1-phosphate lyase 1 (gene Sgpl1). Lineage: Eukaryota; Metazoa; Chordata; Mammalia; Rodentia; Heteromyidae. The transcript is spliced from 15 exons. Gene Ontology annotation, cellular component: endoplasmic reticulum. The record is from RefSeq and is a predicted model, not a curated record. Gene Ontology annotation, biological process: carboxylic acid metabolic process; sphingolipid catabolic process. Gene Ontology annotation, molecular function: pyridoxal phosphate binding; sphinganine-1-phosphate aldolase activity. The coding region runs from base 97 to 1803 and encodes 568 amino acids.
GAGCCUGCGCGCGAGCAGUGGGGGUCAGUCGCGCUUAGGGGAGCAUCGCGGGCAGCUGCGAGGAGGGGCUCAGGGCUGGGGCGUCGAGGGAGGAAGAUGCCGGCCACAGACCUUGUGAUGUUGAAGGCCUUUGAGCCUUACUUCGAGAUUUUGGAAGCAUACUCCACCAAGGCCAAGAACUAUGUCAAUGGACAUUGUACCAAAUAUGAGCCCUGGCAGCUCAUUGCAUGGAGUGUCACGUGGACCCUGUUGGUAGUCUGGGUCUAUGAGUUUAUUUUCCAGCCAGAGAGUUUAUGGUCAAGGUUUAAAAAGAAAUGCUUUAAAAUCAUCAGGAAGAUGCCGAUUAUUGGUCGCAAGAUCCAAGAAAAGUUGAAUAAAGCCAAGGAAGAUAUCAAUAAGAAUAUGUCCUUCUUGAAAGUGGACAAAGAGUAUGUGAAAACUCUGCCCUCCCAGGGUCUGAGUGCACCUGCUAUUCUGGAGAAACUCAAAGAAUACAGCUCCAUGGAUGUCCUCUGGCAAGAAGGGAGAGCCUCAGGAACAGUGUACAGUGGGGAGCAGAAGCUCACAGAGCUGCUGGUGCAGGUUUAUGGAAAUUUUGCAUGGAGUAAUCCACUGCAUCCAGAUGUCUUCCCAGGACUGCGUAAGCUAGAAGCAGAAAUUGUGAGGAUGAGUUGCUCCCUGUUCAAUGGGGGUCCAGAUUGCUGUGGGUGUGUCACUUCUGGGGGAACGGAAAGCAUCCUAAUGGCCUGCAAAGCUUAUCGGGACCUGGCCUUAGAGAACGGGAUCAAGACUCCAGAAAUUGUGGCUCCCCAAAGUGCCCAUGCUGCAUUUGACAAAGCAGCCAAUUACUUUGGGAUGAAGAUUGUGCGGGUUCCACUGAACAAGAUGAUGGAGGUGGAUGUGCGGGCCAUGAGAAGAGCCAUCUCCAAGAACACUGCUAUGCUCGUCUGCUCCACCCCACAGUUUCCUCAUGGUGUGAUAGAUCCUGUCUGCGAAGUGGCCAAGCUGGCUGUCAAAUAUAAAAUACCUCUUCACGUGGAUGCUUGCCUUGGGGGCUUCCUUAUUGUGUUUAUGGAGAAAGCUGGAUACCCACUGGAGAAGCCAUUUGACUUCCGGGUGAAAGGUGUGACCAGCAUUUCUGCUGAUACCCAUAAGUAUGGCUACGCCCCUAAAGGCUCAUCAGUGCUGCUGUACAGUGACAAGAAGUAUAGGAGCUACCAGUUCUUUGUCGGCACUGAUUGGCAGGGUGGCAUCUAUGCUUCCCCAACCAUUGCAGGCUCACGACCUGGUGGUAUUGUUGCAGCCUGUUGGGCUUCCUUGAUGUACUUCGGUGAGAACGGCUAUGUUGAAGCUACCAAACAGAUCAUCAAAACCACUCGCUUCCUCAAGUCAGAGCUGGAAAAUAUCAAAGGCAUCUUUGUUUUUGGGAAUCCCCAACUGUCAGUCAUUGCACUGGGCUCCCGGGACUUUGAUAUCUACCGACUAUCUAACUUGAUGACUGCUAAGGGGUGGAACCUGAACCAGUUGCAGUUCCCCCCCAGCAUUCAUUUCUGCAUCACAUUAGUUCAUACCCAGAAACGAGUGGCAAUCCAGUUCCUAAAAGAUGUCCGGGAAUCUGUCACUCAAAUCAUGAAGAAUCCUAAAGGCAAGGCCACAGGAAUGGGUGCCAUCUAUGGCAUGGCCCAGGCAACUGUUGACAGGAAGUUGGUUGCAGAACUUUCCUCAGUCUACUUGGACAGCCUGUACAGUACUGACACUGUAACCCAGGGCAACCAGAUGAAUGGCUCUCCAAAACCCCGCUGAGCUUGGGCCCUUUCUGGUCCCAAGGGGCUUCUGGCCUUCAGAAGGUUCUCGGGAUAUGCAACAGGCCACACACAACUUUGACCUCUGGUCCUGCUCCUUAGGGCACGGGAUAGAUCAUAUAGCAGUGUUGGCCUCAGAAUGUGGGUUCUUCUUUUGUUACCUUUGUGGGUUUUCAAUUUGAAGACCCAAAAGGAUUCUUUGUGGUAUAAUGAAUUUGCCCUUGUAAUGUAAAUGUUGCCCUAGGGAUUGUUUGGGCCAUUUUCUUGUCUAACUUCUCUAGCUUUCAUCUCUACUUAAUGUCUACAUGGCCAUUCUUACCUGUCCUGAUUCCUUAGGGAAACCUCAGGCAGAUGUUUUGAUGGCCAGAUAGGAGGCAUUUUUGUAACUGAUGUUUCCCCAGGUGGGUGUUAGGUGUGUCCUGAGAAGGAGGCCAUUUUAGCCCUCUGUUUGCGAGUAGGUCAGUUGUCUCUUAGUAUCUCUUUCAUUGCCACUCGUUUUAUUUUUCCAGGGCCCAGGUUGGCCAAGUGGUUGUUCCCUGUGGUGCAGGGUGAGCAACUGAGCACACAGCUCAGUCUCCUAGGGCAGGCUGGGAGAGCUUCGGGCCCUGCUUCACCUUGGUUGCCACCAUCUUUGGAAGUGCUUGCUGGCAUAUAUGCCCAUUGCUUUGUUCUUCCUGUUGCAGAACAGGAAAGGAACGUGGUUUCCAGAGAAUUACGGAUUUAUUGGCUGAGCAUUGGCAGCGGUCAGUGCACAACUGGAUCUUCCACUGGAUGGUGGUGGGAGAAGUCAGACCCCUUGCUGUGCUCUCCUGAACAGCAGCAUAGCUGAGCACCCAGGCUCAUGUCUGUGUUGGUGGUGGGCCUCCCUCUCCCAUUGCCUUAAGCCAUCAUGUAAUGAGAGUAUGUUUUCUUGAAGGAAAGGCUUGACACCUCCAUAAGCUGCCUUGACUUACCUGAGGUGAAAGUGAGGAUGGUGCAGGAGACAUUGUUUUCUCCCCAAGAGUGCACUUUUCCUGCCUUUACCCUUUAUCAGCUUCCAGAGGUACUAUGACAAGUUACCUCAGGUACGGUUCCUUCUUCUGCCCUGGCUGAUGAGCAGUGUGGGAUGGGGUCAUCUUUUUGGGGGCAGGCAGUCAUACGAGGGCCAGGCUAUCCUAUUACCUGGAAUUGGUUUGUAAAACCAGUUUGCUCAGGGUGGUGCAGGACUAAGCCUAAACCCUGGGUCUACUUCCGACUUUCUCUGUUUUGGGGAGCCACUGUCCUGAUCUCAUGACAUCAUACCAUGUGCCUUUCUCUUCAGCAGGGAGCUGUUUCUGACCCAGGCCCUAGAGGAUGGGCCAGGCUUGAGGUUUCUGUUUGGGUAGGAGAGAACUUAGGACUAGUCAGGAGGAACUUUGCUGCGUUCCAUUCCCCUGCUCAGGGCUCCUGAAUGCUCAUCCUUUCCUGGCUUCUGUUCUCUAGCUGUGCUCACUGGGAAUAUGGGCAAGAGGAGCCCCAUACCGGGCUUUCCUUCUGGCAUGUUUGUUGCAAGCAGUCUUUCUUGAACAUUGUAUUUCUCCUGAGGAACUGCGAGUAGCUGACCAUGGCUUUGUGUGGUGUGUGUGUGUCUGUGUGUCUCUUUGUCUCUUUGCCUCCUGUUUCCCUUUCACAGUACACCGUGGGGUUCAGGAGUGGUGGCUAUUCUUGUGUACAGGUGUCAGGGAGCAACUGAAAUCUGUAGCUUACCUCCUUCCUUCAAGGACAGAGCCUGUGAGGGCAGCUGUGAUCAAAGCUGUGUGGUGGUUAUCUCAGGACUCCAGUGCAUCAUGUUGGAGGAGGCCCCAGGGACCCAGAGCACCUCGAAGGCACUGCUGUGGCUUGCCAGCAGCUAACACAGAGAAUCAUGUGACUUUCAGUUUCCCUGGGACCAGACCUGAGCCACUCACUCCUCUGUGCUGUGGCUGUGACAGCAUUGGUGCAGGAGGGGAGGAGGGGCACGUGGGGGGUGGGUGGGAGAUAUGUGUUUUUCAAAGGGACCUACCAUAGCCACUUUUAAUUGUGAUUCUGAGCCUUAGUUUGACUUAACGCUUUUGUGGGCUCUUCAUUUUGUGUAUGUAAUUUUAUGUGUGCACAUAAACCUAGUCUGUGGCCGAAGUGGGUAGAGUGACUAUGAUAUCAUGUUGUUAACAGGAGUCACAUUGGCUUCUGCAAAGUCUGUACUGUCUUAGAAAGAAGUAGUUCCUGCGGGAUGUGACUCAGUGGUAGAGUGCUUGCCUGGCAUGUGCCAGACUCUGGUACCAUCGCCAGACAGAAAAGCAAAGCAAAGUAGUAGUCCUGUGAAUGUACUACCAUGUCACUUACAAUAUUACCAGUUUUAUACUUGGAAAAUGGUACUUGCCUCUUUUAAAUCUGUUUUUGCAUUUCUAACCUUCUCUUCCCCAUUCCCUUUUCUAAUUAUGGCAAUAAUUUCUUAAGAAGCAAUUAAAUAAUUAAAUGUCCCAAACUGUAA